AUGACGGAAGAGGAGCAGGAGCGGAUGGUCCAAGAGGCGUCGUGGGCGGCGUUGGCGGCUCUCCUUGACGAAGAUAAGGAUGAGUUCUAUGAUGAGCCAUCACAGAUGGUCAUUGACCAUGCCGCGCCGGCCCAGACCCUCUCCGUCCCGCAACUCCCUCUCCCUCAGUUCAACCGGCCUCCACCUCCGCCAUGGAGGACGCGGUAGGAUGAAGAGGAGGUUGGCAUGGGCCCUCAAGAUCUCAGCCAACGAAAGAUCUUGAUACCAAGGGCCCAGGGAUCCCGACACAAUCCCAGCCAACCUCUUCCUCAACCAAGGCCGACUAAAUCUCAGUCGAAACGCUCUCGAUCCUCGUCGAUCGAUCAAGUUGCGCCUGAGCCCAAACGGGCUCAGUAUCAACCCAUCCAGAGUCUGUCGUCUGCGCCCGCCCAACCUUUGGCGGUCCCGCCCGUCACUCCUCAACCCGAGGGCGCAUCUCCCGCGCCAAGCAACACCAACAGUCAACGGCAGACUGUUGCCCCCAUAAUGAUGGGGGGGGCUCAUGCUCCCCGGGGGCAACCAACAGAAGAAAGCCGCCUUCAAGAAGAAGAAGCAGGCAAGAUCAAAGCCCAGCAGGAAGCUCGGAGAAACAGGAAGCCGAGCCUAUUUCACCAGACCAAGAAGCCAGCUACACCUGGCAGAUCCGCCCCCGCCACACCUCACCAGCAAACUCCGAACCACACCUCACCAUUACCAAUGCCACAUAUCAAAGACCCCGGCUUGAGAGCGGCUGCCGAAUCAGCCUUCGGCACGCCCGGGUCGGCCCAAAAGGAGGCCGGCCACAACAUCCCACACACCAUCCCAACCUAUCUACUAGACCAGGUCGCAGGCAGAGCGGCCGAGGACGAGGACGAUGAAUAA
Messenger RNA from Fusarium graminearum PH-1, 900 nucleotides. RefSeq lists its product as uncharacterized. The transcript is spliced from 3 exons. The record is from RefSeq and is a predicted model, not a curated record. NCBI's taxonomy places the organism in Eukaryota, Fungi, Ascomycota, Sordariomycetes, Hypocreales, Nectriaceae. The coding region runs from base 226 to 900 and encodes 224 amino acids.